Owenia fusiformis is the source of this 747-nucleotide messenger RNA. NCBI's taxonomy places the organism in Eukaryota, Metazoa, Annelida, Polychaeta, Sabellida, Oweniidae. The record is from the annotation of a GenBank genome assembly.
CUGGUAGUGUUGACAAAGCAAGUAGACCUGGUAGUGUUGACAAAGCAAGUAGUUCUGGUAGUGUUGACAAAGCAAAUAGACCCGAUAGUGUUGACAAAGAAAGAAGACCCGGCAGCCUUGACAUAACAAGUAGACCUGGUAGUGUUGACAAAGCAAGCAGACAUGCUAGUGUUGACAAAGCAAGUAGACCUUGUAGUAUUGAAACAGCAAGAAGUCUUGGUAGUGUUGACAAAACAAGUAGACCUAUGAGUGUUGACAUAACAAGUAGACCCUGCAGUGUUGACAUAACAAGUAGACCUGAUAGAGUUUACAAAGGAAGUGGACCUGAUAGUUUUGACAAAGCAAGUAGACCUGGUAGUGUUAACAAAGCGAGUAGACCUCAUAGUAUUGACCAAGCAAGUAGACAUCAUAGUUUUGACAAAGCAAGUAUAUCUCAUAGUGUUGACAAAGCAAGUAGACCUGGUAGUGUUGAUAUAGCAAGUAGACCUGAUAGUGUUGACAAAGCAAGUAGACCUGGUAGUGUUGACAAAGCAAGUAGACCCGACAGUGUUGACAAAGAAAGAAGACCUGGUAGUGUUGACAAAGCAAGUAGACCCAUUAGUGUUGACAAAGAAAGUAGUCCUGGUAGUGUUGACAAAGCAAGUAGACCCAAUAGUGUUGACAAAGCAAGUAGAUCUGAUAGUGUUGACAAAGCAAGUAGACCUGGUAGUGUUGACAAAGCAAGUAGACCUGAUAGUGUUGACGAUG